Molecule: messenger RNA, 1140 nt
Organism: Somion occarium
Lineage: Eukaryota; Fungi; Basidiomycota; Agaricomycetes; Polyporales; Cerrenaceae
Source: the annotation of a GenBank genome assembly
AACCUCUUGCACAAUUCUAUGUGCAUCCCGUCAUUCGUGUCAUCUUCGGACACUCCGCAGCAGUAUCAUCAUGACCUUCUCCUCGACGUCUGGCUCCUUGAUCUUCGUUGCACGUCGACGUCACGUGUGCCUUUCACGACGACUUGUUACGUCGCAGGAAAGAACAGGAGUUACUGUCGUCUUGUUCUUCCAACUCGCCGCGAUACCGGUGUUGUAGCGGCGACGAGGGGCCUGACGAUGCCAGGCAAGGCAACAAUCGUUCAAGACGCCUGAGACCUUUUCCUCCUGCGUGUUACUCUUGGAACAGGUUCUAGAUAAGGGUUUUAUACCCUCAUCGCAAAAAAAAACGUAGCAAUGAUAAGCUGAGGCAAUAAUCAGCUGGUUUUCUCAGCCCGACAUCGUGCUCUACAAGUCCGACGUCCAAGUUUACGCUCCUGGUACCUUCCUACGUCCUUGAAUCACUGCGUUCUCUUGCUGUUGUCCGACUCACGAUCAUUUCGACCUCAUCUCUCGCUACGUCUCCUACGCCCUAAGAUUACCUCACCCAUGUCUAUGAGUAAUAAUUCCGACAACGUUUUCUCUACAUACCCAAUGCGCCUUCCGAGUUACAGAACUUCUCAUCUAGGAAGAUUCCACCCGUAUGGUAGAAAGGCAGCACGUACGCGUCAUCAGGAAGUGGAAGCGGACUUCAUGAGGACCAUCGACAGCACAUUCGAUGUUGCUAUACCUCAAAGGCCAAGUCUCACUUUGUCGGUCAUCACCGAGGAGAGCGUCAGCGAAAUGUUGGAGUCAGGUUACUCUGCGCACGAUGCUACACCUUUCUCGAGAGUGGAAGAACUUGUCGUUGCAAGUAAUCAAGCUCAAGCCGAGAAAACUGCAGGUCUCAUGGAACUGAUCGUUGACUUUGCCCAUGCUAUGAUUCGUCGCCUCCGUCUCAGCAAGGGCUCAUAAAUAAUUCUUCACACUCAACACUUACGAAGGAUGCUUCCGGAUGAAUAAUUGUAUAAUAGACUAUAUUUACCAGGAUGACCGGCUCGUUUCUCGGCGGAGAACUGCGUUCUCGGUUAUGCUACCCUAAGUAACUAAUCUGAAUUGUACCAUACGGAUUUCUUGGUUGAAUACAACGCUCAAGCAUACGAU